Messenger RNA from Ilyonectria robusta, 2693 nucleotides. RefSeq lists its product as uncharacterized. NCBI's taxonomy places the organism in Eukaryota, Fungi, Ascomycota, Sordariomycetes, Hypocreales, Nectriaceae. The record is from RefSeq and is a predicted model, not a curated record. The transcript is spliced from 3 exons. The coding region runs from base 491 to 2221 and encodes 576 amino acids.
CGUCUCUGUGUUCCCGCGACCGCGCUCGCUCAGCCCAAGCUGCUCAACUUCCCGUCCGCAAACUCGUAUCGCGUUCCGGCGAAGCGCAGCGUCGAAACCUCGCGGCCGCCCUCGCUCUCGUUUGGCUAACGCCGCCGCCCGUCGUCGUCGUCCACCGCCGCCGCCGUUACCCGAGAGGAGACCAGAGGAAUGGCUAGCAGCUGAAGCGUCGGUGCGUUGUUCCUAGGUUCAUAGUAAUCUGGCGCCCCCACAGCGCCCUCCACUACCAGCCGUCCACCACCACCACCGCUUGUUCUGUUCUGGCUUGCUUUCAGUCUCCCCUCGACGAACUCCCGACGAUCACGACGCCCGCCCACUUCUCCGACUCUUUUACACCGCGAGCCCAACCCCAACCCCCCAACGUCGGCCUCUGCGCUCCGCCCUUGCUCAACUCGACUCAACCUUGCUCUCUCUGCCCUGCCCGGAUUCUUGCCCAUCUCAUCUCGCCACGAUGCCCUGCUUCAAGGGCAUUGCGGUCAGCAUCCAUGCAAAUGGAGCCCCGCUGCCCGAGCACGGCAUGCAGAAGCAGUCUCGUCUCUCGCGGAUGAGCACCUACAUUCCGGUGCCGCAGCCUCAGUUGAGCUCCGACUCCAACAAGCCCGAGCCCGCCAAGUUUGCCAUCUCAAUCACCCUCCUCACCCCGGGUCUACCCAUCCCCUACUCGACCCCGAAGCCCAGCGAUGCCAACCCUUACCCCAAGCCGCAGUUCGUCGGCGGCAUUCACCCCGGCUCUCAUGGCGACCGCGGCAAGUUUUCCGGCAUCGUGAACCCCUACAUUCCCAUGACGAACUCCGAGAACGAGACCAUUGCCGCCUACAUCUACUUCGACGGCCGAGCGAAAGAGGAGGUCGCUACCCUCCUGCGCCCAGGCGAGGAAACUUGGGUCAAUAGUCGUUGGGUUCAGGUUCCCGACACCGAGGGCGGUGGACUUGCCGAGCGCGAGUUUCUCUUCCGCGAGGUCGGCCUCGAGCGCUGGCUGAACGGUCUCGACCUGCAGGGACACGACGCUGCCGAGAAGCUGGAGAAGCGCCGCCAAAAAUUUGAGAAGCGCCGCCGACGACAAAAGGCCCUCGAAGGAAACGUCAGCAUCGAUGUCGACGAAGGGUCCAGAUCGCAACGGGACACCCUGCGUUAUGGCGCCGACGAAAAGACCCCCAUUGAGGCUGUCGGCGAUGACUCGGAUUCCUGGUCCGACGACGACGAUGAGCCCCCGGAGGCGACUGGCCAGAUCAAGGUGGCCAUGUUCCGAGUUCUGGCCUCUGGCGAAAUCAAGAAGGGCGAAUACUCCCCUCAGUUCGAUGCUCACGAUGGUGACGAGGACGACUUGAACUCCAACAAGGGCAAUGGCAACAUUGACGCUGAUGUCGAACACACCACGAGUUUCGCGAAACCAAAGACCCUCGACCCAAAGACGAUCAGCACACAGACGGUCACUGGUAUUGAUGGACCAGAUAAGCCCUAUGCGGUCUUUACCUUCUUCUACCGAGGAGAGCGUCAACUGCAGAAAAUCGGCGUUCUGCAAUCAUCCAAGAACCCCCAAACGACGCCAGGCUCAGCCAAACGACGAUCGGGACAGCUCGACUUCUCCAACCUCAACCCUCUGAAGGCCGGGGGCACGGUCGGUUUCUCAACAUUCCGCGACCAAGGCUCAGAGGCAGCAAGGCGGCGAAAGGCGAGGAAGAAGAGCAACGGCAACAUUGCUGAGGACAGCGAUGACGAUGACGAUGAUGACAGCGAUGCUUUGGCCAAAUUGGAAGAACCUGAUGACAAGGAUGUCGACGGAAAACUUGCCCCAGAGGACGCCCAGUUCCAAGGCGAACUUGCUGACGGUGUAAACCGCAUUCACCUUAAGAGAGCACACUCGGCAGAUCCCGACAGCAAGUCGACCCCAGAAGCAUCACAAGGGAACGACGCAUCUACCAGCAACAGUCCGGCUCCAGGACAAGUGCUCGGAAGCACCCUGGCGAGCACAGGUGGCGUUGAUGUGCCCGAUGCGGCUCUGGUGGGAAGCCCGCUGAAGAAGCAACGGCCAAGUAUGGAUUACUCCGCGAUGGGAAACUUUUCAGCCACACAGAACUUGAGUGCUGCUUUGGAUUCGGUUGUGUCUGGUAGCUCUGUGCCAGUAGUCAAGCCCGCAGUAGAGGCCCCGAAACUGACGCUAGCCGAAGAAGAGGAGCUGUAGUGCAAGAGUCGUUGGUUUUGCAAACUGCCACUUUGUUGGAUUCGUUGUCUUGAUAUUGGCAGUAACAAAAGGAGGCCUUUGAAGUGCUACAACGACGAGGAUUGCUGGAGUCACAAACAAACUUGGCUUGAUGGGCAGACUUGGUAUAGAUUCAGGUGCUGAUAACGCUGAGCCAUUUUUUUGUCAACGAAUCUUGCUACAGCACUGAUUCAUGUGUUGGUUGUUUCUGGUCCCGUCUCUUAGACCAUGGCGGCUGGAGCGUCGAAAGCGUUGAGGCGUUUACAAAAAGAAAAAAAGAACAAUGACUUUAUUGUACUGGAGGGCUUUUGGCUAGGGGUGCUAGGGACAAGAUGGCUUGGAGCCGUGAGGCAAAGGGUAUUAGAGGCUAGAGAAUCAUUAACUGAGCUCUUGCUUCGGCCACAGCAUUGAGUUUGUCGUUCUAGAAGUGAACAUGUGUUGUCGUUGUCAAAAA